UGUAGGCCUGGAUCGUCCAGGGAUAAGGUCUUGUGAUGACCAAGGAUAGCGUCUCCUCUGUUCCCGGUAUCUGCUUUUUUCUAAAUCGCGCCAUCGGCGACGGAGGUUCGUUGGGAAUUCCGUUACACAUGCCUGCAAUGGUAAAAUGUAGGUUGCUAUAAACAGUAAAAAGGUGAAAGUAAAUCAGAAAUGUGGUAGGAGGUGUUACAGUGUAUGGAAAAGGGCAUGAGGCAGAGGCAGCAAAGAAAUAGUGAUGGAUUGCGCACUAUAUGGACACCUGAAAUGGACAGAUAUUUCAUUGACCUGAUGCUAGAAGAAGCUGGAAAAGGGAACAGGAUUGAUGAUCAUUUAUUUAGUAAACGAGCAUGGAACCACAUGACGCUCUUGUUUAAUACAAAAUUCAAGGUUGAAUAUGAAAAAGAUGUUUUGAAAAACCGACACAAAACAUUAAGAAAUGUGUACAAGGUAAUAAACAAGCUCCUUGCCCUAGAUGGGUUUAGCUGGGACCAUACUCGACAAAUGGUGACAGCUCAUAAUGAAGUCUGGGAUGAUUAUAUCAAGGUACACCCAGGUGCUCGGUCAUACAGAAUAAAAAGCAUUCCGUAUUACUAUGAUUUAUGUGAGAUAUAUAAAAAAAAAGUAUCCAGUAUUGUUGAUAAUUCUUGUGGUAUUAUUGUUGUUGAUGAAAUUAUGAUGGAUGAAGAGGUUGAGGCUGGAGGGAGAGGGAGUCGGACAUAUUGGGAGCCAGGGAUGGAUGGAUACUUGAUUGAGCUGAUGGUGGGCCAGCUUCAGAAAGGAAACCAGAUAGAUGGCUUGUUCCGCAAGCAAGCAUGGAUGGAGAUGAUCAACUCCUUUAAUCACAGGUUUGGUUUCAAGUAUGAUCUUCAUACUCUCAAGAACCGAUACAAGACCUUUAAAAGACACUAUAACACCAUAAACAAGCUUCUGGGAUCACAAGGCUUUUUCUGGGAUGAUUUACGCCAAAUGGUAAUUGCUGAUGAUCACACCUGGCAGGAUUACAUCCAGACAAAUCCAGAUGCACGACAAUACAUGACACGACCAGUGCCUUAUUACAAGGAUUUGUGUAUUGUAUUUGUAUGUAAAGAGACUCUUACUACCGUUUCAGCAGCAGAUGAUCAGCAGGAGUCUUCCCAUAACUCCUCUGUUGCUGUAGAACAUGUGAUUGAAGCUAUUCAGGGCUUACCUGACAUGGAUGACGACCUCAUCUUGGAUGCUUGUGAUUUUCUCGAAGAUGAUAAAAAAGCCAAAACAUUUUUAACCUUGGAUCUUAGACUAAGAAGGAAGUGGUUAAUUAGGAAACUUCGCCCCCAACCUUCAACUACUACUUAAAUAAUUUUGUAUUAUAUAUAAAAACAUGAUAAGAUACGCCCUUUUCCUUAAACGAUCAUAAAAGAGAUUUGCAAAUCAUUUGAUAGGAAGAGCAAUGUGUAGCCACUGUGGUACUGCGACCAAUCAGAAAUAUAGGCAUCUAAACCUAUUUUUCUGUCGACCAAUGACAACAUUUUUGUAUACAUCUUGAUUGCAUGAUUAAAGAU
This is a messenger RNA of Lactuca virosa, 1556 nucleotides long. Lineage: Eukaryota; Viridiplantae; Streptophyta; Magnoliopsida; Asterales; Asteraceae. The record is from the annotation of a GenBank genome assembly.